Molecule: messenger RNA, 1011 nt
Organism: Miscanthus lutarioriparius
Lineage: Eukaryota; Viridiplantae; Streptophyta; Magnoliopsida; Poales; Poaceae
Source: the annotation of a GenBank genome assembly
AUGGCGUUAUCUGUGGAGAAGUGGGUAGGGUUCGGGUCGGCCAUGGCUGGCCUCGGCUUGCUUUGGUCGAGGAUGCCGCAGCACGUCCAUGAUGAGGCUAGGCACAUCAUCAGUAGGUUGGUUCCCAUGGUGAUGUCCUACUUCAACCCCUAUGAGCAGAUCACCAUCUCCGAGUACGGUGAAGAGCGGUUCCGUCGGAACAAAAUGUUCGGCGCCGUCUCCACCUACCUGAGAAGGGCGUGCUUGGAUCAUGCAAGCAAGCUCAAGGCCGAGCUCGGCAACAACAGCAAGGACGACCCGCUUAUCAGUCUGGACGAGAACCAGGAGGUCAUCGACAACUUCGACGGAGCCCGCAUGUGGUGGAGGCUGUGCCCCAAAUCCGCCAAGAACAAGGGAGGAAUCGUCCUCAGCUUCUUGUCUGGGGAUUCCGACGAGCCUCGGUGCUACAGGCUGGUGUUUCACAAGCGCCACCGCAAACUUGUGCUCGACUCCUACCUGCCCAGCGUCGUCCGGCAGUGGCGCGAGCUAUUCGCCACGAACCGGCAGAGGCAACUGUUCACCAACCACUCCCAACAAGGGGAGAGCAAGUGGAUCAAUGUCCCGUACAAUCCCCCGGCGACGUUUGACAUGCUCGCCAUGGACCACAGCAAGAAGGUCGAUAUCAUGGAGGAUCUCACGGCAUUCCGUGAGGCGAAAGAGUACCACUCCAAGGUCGGCAAGGCGUGGAAGCGGGGAUACCUCCUGCAUGGGCCGCCGGGCACAGGCAAGUCCACCAUGAUCGGGGCUAUGGCCAACUUCCUCGAGUAUGAUGUCUACGACCUCAACCUAACAUCCAUCAAGGACAACGCCGAGCUGCGGAAGCUCUUCCUUGAUACGACGGACAGAUCCAUCAUCGUUAUCGAGGACAUCGACGCGAUCGAGGUCGAACUCACCACCAAGCGCAAGGGCAAAGGAGGCAGCCGAAGAGAACGACGACAAGCCCCUGGUGAUAGAGCUGUCCGACAAGAAUAA